Manis pentadactyla (Chinese pangolin) is the source of this 1281-nucleotide messenger RNA. RefSeq names its product paired box 4 (gene PAX4). The record is from RefSeq and is a predicted model, not a curated record. Lineage: Eukaryota; Metazoa; Chordata; Mammalia; Pholidota; Manidae. Gene Ontology annotation, biological process: regulation of transcription by RNA polymerase II; anatomical structure development. Gene Ontology annotation, molecular function: RNA polymerase II cis-regulatory region sequence-specific DNA binding; DNA-binding transcription factor activity, RNA polymerase II-specific.
AUGGCCAAGGAGCAAAGACUCACGCAUGAGCCAGUUCCAAAGAAAGUGACAUGUUUGGAGACCUUGUGUGCGGGUGCCUCCUUCUCAUGCCCAGGGGUCAGCAGUGUGAAUCAGCUGGGGGGUCUCUUUGUGAAUGGCCGGCCCCUCCCCCUGGACACCCGGCAACAGAUCGUGCAGCUGGCAGUCAGUGGGAUGCGGCCCUGCGACAUUUCACGGAGACUUAAGGUAUCUAAUGGCUGUGUGAGCAAGAUCCUAGGACGUUACUACCACACAGGUGUUUUGGAGCCCAAGGGGGUUGGGGGAAGCAAGCCUCGUCUGGCCACACCCCCCGUGGUGGCUCGAAUAGCCCAGCUGAAGGGUGAGUGCCCAGCCCUCUUUGCCUGGGAGAUCCAACACCAGCUCUGUGUCGAAGGGCUGUGCACCCAGGACAAGAUUCCCAGUGUCUCCUCCAUCAACCGAGUCCUGCGGGCACUACAGGAGGAACAGAGACUACCCUGGGCAGCACAGCUCAGGGCACCAGCAGCUUUGCCUCUGGUGCCUGGCACUCCCCACAGUGGUUCUGAGGCGCCCCGGGGUCCUCACCCAGGGACUGGCCACAGGAAUCGGACUGUCUUCUCCCCAGAACAAGCAGAGGCACUGGAGAAAGAGUUCCAGCAUGGGCAGUAUCCUGACUCAGCGGCCCGUGGGAAGCUGGCUGCUGCCACCUCUCUGCCUGAGGACACUGUGAGGGUCUGGUUUUCCAACCGCAGAGCCAAAUGGCGCCGACAAGAGAAGCUCAAGUGGGAAAUGCAGCUUCCAGGUGCUGCCCCAACUCUACCGAGUGCUUCCCCGAGGACCAUCUCUGCACAGCGGUCCCCUGGCAGUGUGUCCGCAGCAGCCCUGCCUGCCCUGGGGCCCUUGGGUCCUUCCUGCUGUCAUCUGUUCUGGGGGACAGCACCAGACAGGUGUCUGAGUGACACCCCACCCCAAGCCUGUCUCAAACCCUUCUGGGGUAACUGCCCCCCACCGCCGAUCUCCCAGGACCCGGCACUGCUUUGCCGCCCUGGCCCUUCCUUCCACUGCCCCGUCGCCGGUCUUGGUGCCCUGCAGGCCUUGCUCUGGCCCGACUCCGCACUGCUGCACGGCCUGGAAUGAGGGAGGAGGGCAAGCGGGCGAGGGAGGUGGGGUGGGGAGGGUUUAAGGCCGCCCUGCCCAGGCAGAUCACCGCUCCUUCCUCCUGUGUCUCUUCCUCACCGGCCUUGCCUCGUGCCCUCCCACUUCUCACACACCUUAAAAGGCCUC